This is a messenger RNA of Funneliformis mosseae, 270 nucleotides long. The record is from the annotation of a GenBank genome assembly. Lineage: Eukaryota; Fungi; Glomeromycota; Glomeromycetes; Glomerales; Glomeraceae.
AUGAAUAUGAUUCUGCCCACAGACGAUAAUUUGUUCAAUUAUGAAGAUCAAUUCCGAAUACGACAAAGAGAAAUGACUAGAACUUCUGAGUCGAAUAAAGAAAUGAAUCUUAGAACUCGUGUCAUUAAUCCAACUGAAAUGGAAGUAAAAUCCACUCCUAAACAAAAACCAGUUAAAAGAGCACAAAACCCUUCUAGAAUUGAUAAUCUUACACCAUAUAAUAUAGCUGAUGAUAUCCUAUCAAAGCAAUCUUUUGCGACCCUGGGAUAA